UGAUGUCUGAACCGCUUUAAUUGUUUUGUGGAAAGCGCUCGAUAUCUCUUCCAACCUACACAAGUUUCUCAGCCUCUCAACAAAUCCCACAACCCAGAAAAGCAAAAAGGAAAAAAGGAAAAAAUGUCUUCCCCAAGCAAACGCCGAGAAAUGGAUUUGAUGAAACUGAUGAUGAGUGAUUACAAGGUGGAGAUGAUCAAUGAUGGCAUGCAAGAAUUCUAUGUGAAUUUCCACGGGCCUACAGACAGUCCUUAUCAGGGUGGUCUGUGGAGGAUAAGAGUGGAGCUACCGGAUGCUUAUCCUUAUAAAUCUCCAUCUAUUGGCUUUGUCAACAAAAUCUACCACCCAAAUGUUGAUGAGAUGUCUGGCUCAGUUUGUUUAGAUGUUAUCAACCAGACCUGGAGCCCUAUGUUUGAUCUCGUUAAUAUCUUUGAAGUGUUCCUUCCACAACUUCUUUUGUAUCCCAACCCAUCAGAUCCAUUGAAUGGAGAAGCUGCUGCUCUAAUGAUGCGUGAUCGCGCUACUUAUGAAGUAAGAGUGAAAGAGUAUUGUGAGAAGUAUGCCAAACCAGAAGAUGUAGAGGCUGCCCCAGAGGAGAAAUCUAGUGAUGAGGAACUGAGUGAAGAUGAUUAUGCCUCCAGUGAUGAGGCCAUCGCUGGCCAAGCUGAUCUUUAGGUUCAUAAAUGAUUGCCCCACAAAUGCACUGUCUGUACAUGAUAAUUCAACUCCUGGAAAAUGAAACCAACCAAAAAACUGAAAGGCUUGCAGGAAAAAUUCCUGCUCACUCCCGUCUCUAUUUUCCAUGGUGUCUGUGUAAAUUAUUCAACUAUGAUUAAAUGUUUCAAAGAUUCAUUCACCAA
Alnus glutinosa is the source of this 860-nucleotide messenger RNA. Its product is annotated as ubiquitin-conjugating enzyme E2-23 kDa-like. Bases 124 to 675 code for a protein of 183 amino acids. Gene Ontology annotation, molecular function: ubiquitin conjugating enzyme activity. The transcript is spliced from 6 exons. Gene Ontology annotation, biological process: protein polyubiquitination; ubiquitin-dependent protein catabolic process. The record is from RefSeq and is a predicted model, not a curated record. Gene Ontology annotation, cellular component: nucleus. NCBI's taxonomy places the organism in Eukaryota, Viridiplantae, Streptophyta, Magnoliopsida, Fagales, Betulaceae.